AUGGAAAGGAGCUUCAUAACGUCUCUUCAUGGGCGAUUGCUGUCCACUGAAGAUCCCCAAUCGAACGGCGAUGAUCUCGUCGUAUCUGCCAUUAGAGGUUUUACCAAUCUGUCCUUCGAGGCUAGAAGAAAGAUCUUCGAGAGCUCGUAUAGCGACCUUGGCGAGUUUCGCCUGACGUAUAUAUGGUUGAUGAGUGUAUUAUUGGAUUUGCCUUUUGCUAGAAAGCGGGCUCUAUGGGCUUUGAACGAGAUGACAGAUUCUCCCUGGGAUGGGGUUGAAAUCGAGGAGGAUGGGCGAGGGAGGGAUAUCCUCUGUGAGGCGCUCUGGAGAUUGGUGCACUCCUCAGCUUACGGGGAAUUGGCCACUCGAUGGGACUGGCAAGGUGUGCUGGAGAAGCUGGCAGUGAAGAGCCUCGUAGCGGCACAGGCUCUUGAAACCGUAAAAGGAACUGCUGAACUCGGCCGAAAGCCCCUGAUUCGGUCGCUGGAUGAACUUGCCAUUGGCGGCACGGAUGGUGGGUGUGGAGAAUGUCAAGUGGAGGCGGCUGACUUAACGGAAGGGCAACGGAAGGCUGUGAACGACCUGUAA
This is a messenger RNA of Perkinsus marinus ATCC 50983, 588 nucleotides long. RefSeq lists its product as hypothetical. Lineage: Eukaryota; Perkinsozoa; Perkinsida; Perkinsidae. The record is from RefSeq and is a predicted model, not a curated record. The transcript has 2 exons. The coding region runs from base 1 to 588 and encodes 195 amino acids.